Messenger RNA from Cryptococcus amylolentus CBS 6039, 1297 nucleotides. RefSeq lists its product as hypothetical. The record is from RefSeq and is a predicted model, not a curated record. Lineage: Eukaryota; Fungi; Basidiomycota; Tremellomycetes; Tremellales; Cryptococcaceae. The coding region runs from base 1 to 792 and encodes 263 amino acids. The transcript has a single exon.
AUGAAGAAGGUAGAUGUCCACUCACAUUACGAGCACCUGCCCACCACACCUGCCCAACCAAACCACACCACACCCCAUCCCAACCAAGCUGGCACUUACAAUGUACCCCACCCGCUCUGCCCCUACACCCCCCAAGCCGACCGAGGCGACCGUCGCGAAACAUUACCAGCCAACCACCCAUUUGCGAACCCCUUCCCUUACCAUACCCCCUACCACUACAACUGCUCUACUUCGUCGCUGUCUUCUUCGGCUUAUACGCCUUCUGCGUCGACCCCUGUUUCCACACCGAGCAGACGCGCGCCUCAGAGCCCGACAGCCAGUUUGGCCCAGCCGCUCUCGCCUGCGAGGUCUACCUACCCUCCUUUUAUCUCGACUACCAGUGAAAGAAGAAGGAUGGACGAAUUUGGCAGGGGCAGGUCUAUGACCAACCCCGCGCCCCCUCCCGCCCCGGUGUAUGCUACCCUGCCUACCGAGCUAUCUUUUUUCGACGCGCGCCCGAGGCAGACAUUGUUGCAGGAUGUGGAAUGCAUCCUUGGCAAGAAGAUGCACUUCCCCUUCCUUGCUCGAUACUCUUCCUCCUCCUCAUCAUCAUCAUCAGCGAAGAACGAGAAGAAGGCAAAGAAGGAGGCGGAGAAGGAGAAGAAGACGCGGAGGCGAUUGACGAAGGAACGGGCGUAUGACGAGGACUGGGCGAUGUGGGCGGGGAUGGACGGAUUCAUGGAUAGUCAGGCAGUAGUACGAGUAGUGGAGAAGAAGAGCAAGAGGGGGGUGAGAGAGGGGGACUGGAUCUAGACAUGCAUUACGAUAGUAGCAGCAUUCCCUUAAGGACUUCUUCCAAAUCGUCUCAGCCGGGUCGAGAGCAAUAUUUGAAGUAGGCUGCACUGCAGGCACCAGUAUCCUCUUUCUGGUCGUAAGUUUCUCGUACCAAGUCGUAGGCGAGGAUGCAGUUAGGGUCGUCGCCAUCGACAACGCAUGCAUGUUCCUCGGCACUGGGAGGCUUUCGCUUCCAAUCUCGCUUUGUCACAUUCUUGGUCUGUUCGGACUUGAUGGUAUAUAGAUCCUUGAAUAGAGUCCGUCCAGUAGGUGUAGGCGACUUGGACGACUCGGGGGGUCGACAUGCUGUGGGGACAAGUGUAGUGUUGUGUGAUGAGGAUGGUAGUGAUGUUGGUGGUCGUUGUGUCACUGGAAGAUGCUGUCAAGUACCAGAAGGAGGAGCAAGGAAAAACCUGAGGGCGGUGUCGAAGAUGUUGCGAAGACAAUGCGAAGAUGAGACCGAAGCGGGAGAUGCACAAAGUGG